AGGUGUACCCCCCGGAGGGAGGCAGCAUGGCUCAAGCAUUCGUCAACAGCAAGAUCCAGCCUGGGAAGGUGGUCAUGUUCAUCAAGCCCACCUGCCCCUACUGCAGAAAGACUCAGGAGCUUCUCAGCCAACUGCCCUUCAAACAAGGGCUUUUGGAAUUUGUCGCUAUUACAGCCGCCAGUAACACCAGUGAGAUUCAAGAUUACUUGCAGCAGCUCACCGGAGCCAGAAUGGUACCUCGGGUCUUCAUCGGUCAAGAGUGCAUAGGUGGAUGCACUGAUCUAGUAAAUAUGCACGAGAGAGGGGAACUGUUGACACUGCUAAAGCAAAUUGGAGCUCUGCAAUAAUUACAGGUGUCUUCCCAGGCCACCAUCUCCACCCCACCCCAUCCCUUCCUGCUUUGAAAGUCACUGCUGUGAACCACUGCCCUGAACCCUGACAACUCACAGAUCUCACAGGAAAUGUUCGAUGGUUCUGUCUGUUCUGUCUCUCAAUCCGAGAGAAACCACAUGAAAAGUUAAGCACGGUUGGUCUUCACUUUGUGCUACAGGGAUCAGAGGUCUAAAUGGAGGUGCGGUGAUCAUACGGCAACGCUGUUAGGUCAGACGGUGUCCAGGGAAUCCUGGACAAGCAUAUAUUGUUUAGAUGACACACAGAAUGAACACACAAACAUUUAAAUGUUACGCAGAAAACCUGCAUCCCCCUCCCGCAAAAAAU
Bubalus bubalis (water buffalo) is the source of this 717-nucleotide messenger RNA. Its product is annotated as glutaredoxin-1-like. The record is from RefSeq and is a predicted model, not a curated record. The transcript has a single exon. The coding region runs from base 27 to 347 and encodes 106 amino acids. Lineage: Eukaryota; Metazoa; Chordata; Mammalia; Artiodactyla; Bovidae.